CGGAACCCUAGUCAACAAGGUCGGCGUUUCGAAGGGAACUAGUCUAGCGCAGGACAAGAGGCUUUUGCAACGCAGCUGGUUCCGGUUGGGGAAGAUGGCGGUGGCUGGGGCGUCGUCCCGGGAGCCGCUAAUACACUGGUGCACUCAGCAGUUGCGAAAAACUUUCGCCCUGGAUGUCAGCGAGGAGAUCAUACAAUAUGUUUUGUCAAUUGAGAGUGCUGAAGAAAUACGAGAAUAUGUGACAGACCUUCUCCAGGGAAAUGAGGGCAAAAAGGGUCAAUUCAUAGAAGAUCUUAUAACCAAAUGGCAAAAGAAUGAUCAAGAGUUCAUUUCUGAUUCUUUCCAACAGUGCUCAAAAAAAGAUGAAAUUUUAGAUGGACAGAGAUCAGUGGACCAGCUAAAGCGGAGUAGGAGGAAAGGAAGAAACAAACAGGAAGUUCCUGCAUUUCCUGAACCUGACUUGACUGUGGAGGUCAAAACACCUUUAGAUUUGGCCAAGGCACAGGAAAGCAACAACUCUGUAAAGAAGAAGACAAGAUUCGUCAAUUUAUAUACAAGAGAGGGACAGGACAAGCUUGCAGUCCUGCUUCCUGGGCGUCACCCGUGUGAUUGCCUGGGCCAGAAGCACAAACUCAUCAAUAACUGUCUGGUCUGUGGGCGGAUCGUCUGUGAGCAGGAGGGUUCAGGCCCCUGUUUGUUCUGUGGCUCUUUGGUAUGUACUAAUGAAGAACAGGAUAUUUUACAGCGGGACUCCAAUAAAAGCCAGAAACUGCUGAAGAAACUCAUGUCAGGGGCAGAGAAUUCUGGAAAGGUGGAUGUCUCUACCAAGGACCUACUUCCUCAUCAAGAAUCUCGAAUGAAGUCUGGGUUGGAGAAGGCUAUCAAGCACAAAGAAAAACUGUUAGAGUUCGACAGAACUAGUACCCGAAGGACCCAGGUCAUUGACGAUGAAUCAGAUUACUUUGCCAGUGAUUCUAACCAGUGGCUCUCCAAAGUUGAGCGAGAAAUGCUGCAGAAACGAGAGGAGGAGCUCAGAGAACUCCGACAUGCCUCCCGACUUUCUAAGAAAGUGACCAUCGACUUUGCAGGGCGGAAGAUCCUAGAAGAUGGAAAUCCACUAGCAGAGUAUCACAGCAGACUAGAUGAGACAAUACAAGCUAUUGCCAAUGGAACUUUGAACCAGUCAGUGAUCACAUUGGAUAGAUCUUCUGAAGAGCCUUUGGGAGUUCUGGUAAACCCUAACAUGUACCAGGCCCCUCCUCAGUGGGUCGACAACACUGGCUCAGCCCCACAGAAGAAGGCUUCACUCUCAGCAGGACCAAGACUAGAGCUCAGUUUACAUCAGCACCAGCUACGAAUCCAGGACCAAGAAUUCCAGGAAGGCUUCGAUGGUGGCUGGUGUCUGUCUAUGCAUCAGCCCUGGGCUUCUCUGCUUGUCAGAGGGAUUAAAAGGGUGGAGGGCAGAUCCUGGUAUACUCCUCACAGAGGAAGACUUUGGAUAGCAGCCACAGGCAAAAGACCUUCCCCUCAAGAAGUCUCAGAACUCCAGGCUACCUAUCGUCUUCUUCGUGGGAAAGAUGUGGAAUUUCCAAAUGACUAUCCAUCAGGUUGUCUUCUGGGCUGUGUGGACCUUAUUGAUUGCUUGUCCCAGAAACAAUUUCAGGAGCAGUUUCCGGACAUCAGUCAAGAGUCUGACUCUUCAUUUGUUUUCAUCUGCAAAAAUCCCCAGGAAAUGGUUGUGAAGUUCCCUAUUAAAGGAAAUCCUAAAAUCUGGAAACUGGAUUCCAAGAUCCAUCAAGGAGCAAAGAAGGGGUUAAUGAAGCAGAAUAAACCUGUCUGACCAGGAAGAAAGGAACUGACCAACAUAGCAGAGCCUUGUGUGCUCAACUGCUCUCCACUGGUCCUUUGGGAUUGAAGCAGUAUGAAGCAAAAGGCUUGGUACCAGGCUUCAGUCUCUGAGAAUUUAAACUCUUUGCAAAUCUGUAUAUUUUUCUUAAAGGGUGGGAUUCCUUAUGAAUUGGGUCACAAAUCUUUGAAUAUGUUAUUUAUAAAAAAUCAUUUAAAAAAUUCUAAGUCUUGGACAUUUUUCUCAGAACUAAAUUCAAAACAGGAAGGAACAAAUUGGAAAUUAUUUUCCUCAGUGAGAUUUGUAUUUUUAAUUAGGAAAAUCUUAACAUAGAUUAACAUUUUUACAAGAGACUCUGAAUUUAACUUCUUUUCUCAAAAUAUUAGAAUGGAGAAUAUUAGGAUGUUUGAGGAAUCUUUGUUUAAUGUAAGCCUGUGAUGAAAUGUGAAUGUUCUUACCAAAUGUUCUGCUUUUAACAUCUUGAGAACAGGUCUCAUUCUAUGACCCAGGCUUGCCUGGAACUCACAGCAGUCCCCUUCCGAAGCCUCUUAAGUGCUGUGGUUACAGACCAAUAGGGCCAUGCUCAGUUUCUAACCCGCAGGCUCUCAGUGUGGAAAGCUAGAAUUCCCAUUAUUAGCAGAUUUUUUUUUUCUUUCUGGAAAAGAUAACACGAAGACCUACUUUCUUUUGUUCUUAAGUUUGAGAACAUGGGUUAGUCUGGAAAGUGUGGGAGCCACCUGCUAAUGCACCCUGAAGCUGCCCUGUUUGUUUUGUUAGUGUUGCAAAAGAAUCGUGUAGAUGGGACAAUUAGAAAAUACAAUCCUUUGGUAAAUACAUCAAAAAGCCCUCUAAUGCUGAAAGCAAGCCCCUUUAAAACUAUAAAUAUCCUAAAAAGCCAUGACUGGAAAAAUAAGGGUUGGUUUGAAGUGAGAUUUUUCACUGGUCCCUUUAACCCUUCUCAAGAAGCACUUGUUUCUGAGGCUCUUCUAAAGUGCUGUUGGAAUCUCAGUUGCUGGAUCCUAGGAAAUUCAUGGUCUUCAAUGUGUAUGUUUUACUUUUUAUAAAACACCACUACCAUGCUGAGGAUGUUGGACUCCCUCCAACAGUUUGUGUUCUUGACUUAAAAAAGAAAGCGCAAGUGAGAAAGAAAAAAAGUACCUUGUGUUAUGAAAAAGAUUAAUUUCCCUUUCUUUAAUCCUUCAUAUUCAGCAUUUAUUUGCAUUGAAAUGCCUCCACUCAUUCCACAUUGGCGCUCACUCGACUGUGAACUGCUUGCUGCAUAGCACUGGUUCUGCGGAGGCUGAUCACUCUGGAUUCCCAGGGAACCCCGGACAGAUUCUUGUUCCAGUGAUGCACAUAUGCAGGAUUUUCUCUCUUGUUCUGUUGGACCUCUGUGUAUAAAGUGGAAGAGUUAGUGGCAUUUACUAUUGAGAGAGAUGUCUUUUUGGCCUCUUGGAAACCCUACCAUUGUUGAAGGCAAAACUGUGUUUACUCUGUAGUUAAUAGUUUACCAAGCAACAAUAGCACCUUGAAUUCUA
Messenger RNA from Apodemus sylvaticus (European woodmouse), 3384 nucleotides. RefSeq names its product thyroid hormone receptor interactor 4 (gene Trip4). The transcript has 13 exons. Gene Ontology annotation, molecular function: zinc ion binding; transcription coactivator activity. NCBI's taxonomy places the organism in Eukaryota, Metazoa, Chordata, Mammalia, Rodentia, Muridae. Gene Ontology annotation, biological process: positive regulation of DNA-templated transcription. The record is from RefSeq and is a predicted model, not a curated record. Gene Ontology annotation, cellular component: nucleus. Bases 95 to 1840 code for a protein of 581 amino acids.